Molecule: messenger RNA, 3039 nt
Organism: Symbiodinium sp. CCMP2456
Lineage: Eukaryota; Dinophyceae; Suessiales; Symbiodiniaceae
Source: the annotation of a GenBank genome assembly
AUGUCAGAUGCAAUGGCGCUGGCAUCCGACUAUGUGCUGCCGCCCAAAGACACGGUGUUCAGCACACUCCUGCGAGGUUUGAAGACAUUUUCGGACGAUCUGCAAGUCGGGGCCACCGACUCCAGCGCCUUUGGCUAUGGCUGGUCCCAAGUUCCAUCCGCUGCUCGCAUCGCGGCACCCCAGUUGCUCCAGCCCAAGGCACCAACUUUGGCCCUCACGCUGAGAACCGGUGACCUGCAGCCAGUGCGGGGGUCAAAGACGACAAAGGCGGCCAAGACGGCUCGAGAGACUCCGUCAGUGACACCUCUGCGUCAGGCGCGUCGGCCGCGGUCAGCCGGUGCACACCACCAGUCCUUCCAGAGGUUGCCGAAAGCCGAAAUGUGUCAAACACCGCGGCAGACGGGACUACCUCGUUUUGAUGCUCCCGACAACCAGCUAAAUAAGCGUCGGGGUUCUUUCACUUCCCGCGAUGCUCCAGUCAAUCAAGCCGCGAGUCCUCUCAGGCGUACGCUUCCUCCUGCAAAGUCCUGUCGGCAGCGGUCGCAGAAGAAGUUAUCUUCAGACGACUUAAACCCUGAACCUGCAGAGAAGAAGAAAAUGGCCAGUACCGCGCCUUUGCAACAGCAAGCAUGGGAUUCCGCUCGGGGUGGGGCGCCAAAGGCGGCUGCACAACCUGCGGCUCAGGCAAAGGAGGAAGGCACAGUUGGGCCUUCCGCCGGAUCGAAAGGAAAGGCUGUGAUAAGUGAGGCAAAUGAGCAGACAGCUGGUCGUGUCCAGGGCACCAACAAGCCCAUGAUCGCGGCACAGGCACCGCAAGUCUCGCCCCGUCCGAGAUUGCCUUCGAUGGAGAAGAAGACUCCUAGGAUGAUGGAAGACUUCAUCGCUCAGUCGACUCAGCACUUGUUGUCCCUUCCCGGGAAGCCCCAGCUUACCUGGCGGACGCUGGACUCCGAGGCGGACUAUCGGGAACUGAAGGCCGGGGAGUACUUCAACCAUUUCUUCCACAACCGGGUUCUCACCACAAAAGCUGGCCUUGCUCAGUCUUUGAAGGAACACUCCAUAUCCGGCGGCGUCAACGCCGAAGCUUUUUUCCCACGAUGUUAUGAUAUUGCCCAGAAAAGUGAAAGAGACGAUUUCGUUCUUGAUUAUCGUCGCUCUGCUGCACUGCGAAUCGUACUGCUACAUCAGCGACUGCAUCGUGAUCAAGAGUCAAUGCAGACCGCCGCCGAUUCUGCAUAUUCAUGCAACGAAACGGUCCUGCUGGCAUGUACACGGGUCCUUCAGCGGUGGUGCCUAGAUCUUGAUCCAAAGCAUUUGGAUGAAGAGGGCGGUGACGGACAGCACAUGAACGAAGACCUCUGGGAUGCGCUGGUGCUGUACAGCGAGCUGACACAGCCACAGCUCUGCUCCGGCACGGCGAACGUGCGGGUUCCAAGGCGUCCUUUGAUUCGACCUGGGGGUGGCGACAUGAAGGCGGAGGAAACCCCACGGUCUGAACGUGAGCGAAGCGAGCGAAGCGAGCGAAGCGAGCGCAACCGGCCGACGAAUCUCAAGGAUUGGCCGGAGUUUCUCAGCCACUCCUGGGGACAACUCGACAACAAGUCGCAGCUGGCCCUCGAUCAGGUGGUGCAGAAACUCGAGGCACUCUUCCCGCAAUGGGGUUUGCAUGGAGGUUGGUCCGGGCAGAACGUCUGGAUUGUGAAGCCCGGCACGAACAGCAAAGGAAGUGGAAUUCAUUGUAUGAGCAACCUGGCAGAGCUCUUGCACCAUUGCGACCGCAUGCCUAAUCGAUUGGUUCAGAAGUACAUCGAGAGGCCGCUCUUGCUGUUCAGUGGCCGGAAGUUCGACAUCAGACAGUGGGUAUUGGUGAGAUCGGUCCGUCCACUGAAAGUCUUCAUGUUCAGCGAAUGCUAUCUACGCCUUUGCAAUGGCAUGUAUGAUCUUGGCGACUUGCGGGACCGGGAGAGGCAUAUCUCAAACUGGCAAGUGAACAAGCACGGGAAGAAUGUCGUGGAGGGCGCCGUUGUGUCCCUCGCAGACUUCAGAGAGCAGCUUGCCGAGCUGACCGGCCGCGAGGACUAUUGGGAGGCAGUCUUACUGCCAGCGAUCAAGCAGAUCGUGAUUGAGGUGAUGCGGUCCGUGGAGGCCAGCCUUCAGCCCCGAGCGGAAAGCUUCGAGCUCUUCGGAUUCGACCUCAUCGUGGACGAGGCAAUGAAGCCGUGGCUCCUCGAGGUGAACCUCAGCCCGGGCUGCGAGAGCCGCGUGUCGUUCCUCGAGCGCAUGCUGGCUCGCAUGACUCGUCGGUUGAUCGAGGUUGCAGUCCUGGGCAAGGAAGAGCCGGAUGGGGAAGUGCCUGACUGGAUCAAGCUUUGUGAUGACAGCGUUGGCACACAAGAGAGCAACGCAAGCCUGGACACGCCGAGGCCCUGUGCCGAUUUAACAAUCCAUGGGACACCGCUUCGGCCGCGGCGUGCCGUGGGUGGCAGCGUUGCUUUGCGGCCCUCCGUCCAGCACUCCCAGGAGGUCUUCCAUGUGGACCAGGCUAAAGUGCCGGCUGUGCUUGACCAAAGCCCAGACAAGGUUCGCAGGGGCACGGGCUUCGUGAGUGCGGCCGACCUACCCUCGGACGAGGAGGAGGAGCCUGACUCCCAAAGACGUGUGGCCUUUGAUCCCUCAUCGCAGGCUGGCACAGAUGCUGGGCCAGCAGUGCGGCGCGGCACCGGUUUCGUCGGCAUGGCAGAGUUGCCUUCGGAUGACGAGGAGGACGACGAGCCUGCAGGACAUCGCGUGGCCUUUGACCCCGGUACACAGGAAGGCAGCGGCGGGCUUGUGGCUCGCGUGAAAACCGGGGCUGUCAUGACCCGCAUGGAGGGGCCCGACUCACCGCAGGGCCACGGACGUCUCCAGGUCAAGCAGAAGACCAAUCGCUUGGCAUCGGGUGACCUGGCGCAGCUCUCCUCCGACGAAGAGGUGGAUGCCAUUGGCGAGCUCGCGCCGGCAGGGCCUGCAGGCAAUCUCGAGGCCGGACUGCACUCGUAG